Kickxella alabastrina is the source of this 436-nucleotide messenger RNA. RefSeq lists its product as uncharacterized. Gene Ontology annotation, cellular component: nuclear pore central transport channel. The annotation marks the transcript as partial. NCBI's taxonomy places the organism in Eukaryota, Fungi, Kickxellomycota, Kickxellomycetes, Kickxellales, Kickxellaceae. The transcript has 2 exons. The record is from RefSeq and is a predicted model, not a curated record. Gene Ontology annotation, biological process: protein import into nucleus.
AAGAAAAAUGAAUUCACUCACACCUCAGCAGCAGCGGCAGCAGUAUUCGAUGCGCCUUCGGACGCAAAAAUUACACAAACACUUUCACUCUGCGAGAAAUUCACAGAGCAAUACUACCGGUGUCUCUCAAAAUCCACCUUAAUUUGGAAUGGCACAGGGAUGAGUGGCGCGCAAUUCAAGCAAAUGCUUCAAGAGAUUCAGAAAACAAUGACUCACUUUGACAUACACGGAUUGGACUGCCAGCCAUUGGGUGGUGAACUAGUGUUGGUCAAUGUCAGCGGGCUGGUGAAGAUGGGCGGUGGCGGAAAAGUGCAGUUUGCACAGACGUUUGUUUUGGAAAAGACCAACGGUUUGAUGUACAUAGUAUCGGACUGCUUCCGGCUGGUUUAAAAUAAAAUCGGACUUUAAUAUAAUAAUAGAGCAUGUUGAUAAAAAA